This is a messenger RNA of Ricinus communis (castor bean), 1340 nucleotides long. Its product is annotated as GATA transcription factor 1. The transcript has 2 exons. Gene Ontology annotation, biological process: regulation of DNA-templated transcription. The record is from RefSeq and is a predicted model, not a curated record. The coding region runs from base 276 to 1073 and encodes 265 amino acids. Lineage: Eukaryota; Viridiplantae; Streptophyta; Magnoliopsida; Malpighiales; Euphorbiaceae. Gene Ontology annotation, molecular function: zinc ion binding; sequence-specific DNA binding.
UUAUAUAAAAUAAAAGGUCCCAAAAAAUUGCCAUCCCCUCGUUCCCACCAGGAAAAGAAAGAAAAAAAAGGAAAGAGAACCCUCGAAUCCAUCGUAUGAUGAUGAUAUAGCUAAAAAAAACAAAAUGAAGACUCUCUCUCUAAAAAAACCCCUCUAAUCUCGCUCCCUCUCUCUCUCUCUCUAGAAAAAACAACAUCAACCCAACAACAACUGCUCCCAUAUUUUUUCUCUCUCUAAACAAAAACACAAACACCUUUUGUACCUUAGAUACAGAAAUGGAGUCUCUUGACCAAGCUGCUUGCUUUAUGGAUGACUUACUGGACUUCGCUUCUGACAUAGGCGAAGAAGAUGACGACGAGGAACACAACAAUAAACCCAGAAAGGCUUUUCCCUGUUCCCUUAACCCUAAUGUUUCUUCUCCUUUCGACGUUUUCAACAACCACCACCCAGUUGACGAUUCCACCCUUCAUCCUUUACCUGAAUUUGCGGAGGAAGAGCUUGAAUGGUUAUCAAACAAAGAUGCAUUUCCUUCAGUUGAAACAUUUGUCGACAUUCUCACAGAAAAUCCAGGUAGCUUACAGAAGCACCGGAGUCCGGUCUCAGUGCUUGAAAACAGCACAACAAGUAGCACCAGCAACAGUGGUCAUAGUGGCACUAAUGACAGUGUUAUCAUGAAUUAUUGCCGUAGCCUCCACGUACCGGUGAAGGCGAGGAGCAAGCCCCACCGAAGGCGCCGUCGUGACCUUGGAGGUCAGCAGUGUUGGUGGAGCCAAGAGAAUUUGAAGAAAGUGAAAGUCGUAAAAUCUUCAUCUUCUACAAUUGGAAGAAAAUGUCAGCAUUGCGGUGCUGAAAAAACACCUCAAUGGCGUGCUGGGCCUCUUGGCCCUAAAACCCUUUGUAAUGCAUGUGGUGUGAGGUAUAAGUCUGGCCGGUUGGUCCCUGAGUACCGGCCUGCUAGUAGUCCCACGUUUAGCAGUGUAUUGCAUUCAAAUUCGCAUAGGAAAGUUUUGGAGAUGAGAAGACAGAAGCAGAUGAUGGGAAUUAUGGUUGUGAAACCUAUGGAGAAAGGGUAGACAAUGGUGAUUAGUGCCUUUCUUUUUUCUUUUUUCUUUUCCCUAAAUUUUUCCUUUCUUUAUUUUACUUUUCCUUUUUCUAGCAUAGUUAGGAAGUAGGGGGCUUGCUGUAAUGGGAUAGCUGGUUACUGGUUAGUGAUGAUGUUUCUUUGGUUUUGAUGGAAAUUUGAUUAGGGGAAUUUUGACUUGUUAGUGUGUAUUGUUUGUUGAUUGUUCUAUGUUAUUAGAAUAGAAAAAAAAAGAGCAAGGUAGUCUUAUUGAGUUUUA